Messenger RNA from Helicoverpa zea (corn earworm), 3064 nucleotides. Its product is annotated as V-type proton ATPase 116 kDa subunit a 1-like. The transcript is spliced from 15 exons. The coding region runs from base 93 to 2645 and encodes 850 amino acids. NCBI's taxonomy places the organism in Eukaryota, Metazoa, Arthropoda, Insecta, Lepidoptera, Noctuidae. Gene Ontology annotation, molecular function: proton-transporting ATPase activity, rotational mechanism; ATPase binding. Gene Ontology annotation, cellular component: vacuolar proton-transporting V-type ATPase, V0 domain; vacuolar proton-transporting V-type ATPase complex; plasma membrane. The record is from RefSeq and is a predicted model, not a curated record. Gene Ontology annotation, biological process: vacuolar acidification; proton transmembrane transport.
GAUAGGUACUACUUAUACCUAUUGCUGUAUUUUUUUUUUGCACGCAGCUUUUAAAGUUCGUGUCUAUGUCCAAUUUACUUACAGCUUAAAAAAUGGGUUGUAUGCUAAGAAGUGACCCGAUGACUCUCUGUGGCAUGUACUUGCAACCAGAGGCUGCGUUCGAUGUCCUAUCUCGACUCGGAGAGAUGGGCUGCGUACAAUUCGUGGACAUGCAUCCAGACUUACAAUUAUUUCAAAGACAAUACGUCAUAGAAGUUUGUCGCUACUCCGAAAUGGAGCGGAGGCUUAAAACUAUAGAACGUGAAAUGAAACUUCAUAAUAUUGAGAUACAAGAGCAAACGACGGAAUCUAUAGCUACACCACUUAAUGAGAUGAUUACAUUUGAGAAUAUGAUAGAAAAAUGGGAGCAAGACAUCCAAGAUAUGACUCUAAACGAAGUGAACUUAUUGAAAAGCUACUUUGAGUUGAACGAGUUUUAUUAUGUUCUGACUUACAUAGGACCUUUAUUGGGGGAAUCAGAAAUACAGAAAGAAUCCAUGUUGAACAGCAGAAAGGCAGCUGCUAAAGCCGGGGCGGCUGGAGACGUUGGCGUCGGCGUCGGUGGUCGUCUGGUCGUCAUCACAGGAGCUGUUCGUCGCAAUAAGUGCUAUGCUUUCGAAAUGAUGCUCUGGAGAAUCUCGCACGGCAUCAUUUACUAUAAGCAAGCAUCCGAAGAUAAAAUACUUAUAGAUCCUCAAAGCCGUCAAGAAAUCAGGAAAGUGGCGUUCUUAGCUAUCUGCCAGGGAGAAGCAUUGACAGAACGCAUUCAGAAAAUUUGUGACGGAUUCCAAGUAAACAUCUUUCCUUGCCCCAACACGCCUCAGGAAAGAAUGGAAUUACAGGAAAAACUCCAGACAAGAAUCACUGAUCUAGAUCAGGUUUUAAAGAAGACUCGUUACCAUCGUUGCAAGACUUUGCGUACUGUGAGUAAGAACUGGCGACUUUGGAUGGGUCAAGUUAGAAAAGCGAAGGCUAUAUACCAUGCUAUGAAUAUGUUUCGGUACGAAAAGUGCCUGAUUGGGGAGGCUUGGAUACCAAACUCUGACUUAGACGCAGUCAAUACUGUUUUGCACUCUUGUUCCGAAUCCUUCCAAUCAAGUGUGCCUUCAUUCGCGUCGAAGAUUGAGACAACGCAAAUGCCUCCUACUUAUCACCGCACUAACAAGUUUACUAGAGGAUUCCAAAAUCUUAUCAACGCUUAUGGUGACUCCACUUACAGAGAACUGAAUCCAGGUCUUCACACCCUUAUUACAUUCCCAUUUUUAUUCUCAAUGAUGUUCGGUGACAUGGGCCACGGACUAAUUUUAGUGGGAUUCGGUUCCUGGAUGUGCAAAAACGAAAAGCUGUUUAUAAGUCAGAGGUCCACUAAUGAAAUUUGGAACAUAUUUUUCGGAGGUCGCUACGUAAUACUAAUGAUGGGAUUGUCCAGCAUGUUCACCGGAUUUGUCUACAACGAUCUAUUCUCAAAAGCCUUUUGUUUAACUGGUUCUUAUUGGCUUAAUAUUCAUUCUGUGGAAGAUUUGGCAAAAGAUGAAUAUUUUGAUUUGAAUCCGUCUUUUGAAACAGGCCGACCGUACAUGUUUGGAAAAGACCCGAUUUGGACGUUGGCGAAAAAUAAGAUCAUGUUUGAAAAUUCAACUAAAAUGAAACUGUCGAUUAUUGUCGGGAUAAUUCAUAUGAUAUUCGGCAUCAGCCUUAGCUUUUUCAACUAUCGUUAUUUCAAGCGAACGUAUUCCAUAUUCUUACAAUUCAUUCCCGAGAUUCUAUUUUUAACAUUGUUAUUUCUCUGGUUGGUGCUUCUAAUUUACAUUAAAUGGUUUUUGUAUACAGCUAAAUCAGCUGACCAAGAAAGGAACACCAGUUGUGCUCCACAGAUCUUAAUAUUAUUCAUAGACAUGGUUCUGAUGACUGAAUCUAAGCCGUCUACGGAAGGUUGUAAGGAAGCAUACAUGUUUGAUAACCAAAGAACAGUUCAAAUGACUUUAGUAUUUACUGCUCUGGUUUGUGUGCCUAUUCUGCUUUUUGGAACACCAAUUUACAAGAUACGAAAGAACAAGAGGAAAAGGGAAGCAGCCAAGGUAAGUAAUUUCUCUAUAAAACUAAAUCUCAGAGCCUACAGAAAUAGUGCGCGCGUUGACAAAAAAAUCGAAGAGCAUUUGGAAGCAGAAGUGGAGAAAUACUCAACUUCGGUUGGAGAGCUGAUGAUACAUCAAGGAGUUCAUACUAUAGAGUUUGUGCUAAGUACCAUAUCACACACUGCUUCUUAUCUGAGACUUUGGGCCCUAUCUCUUGCGCAUGCACAACUGUCUGAAAUGUUAUGGGGUAUGGUGUUAUCAAAAUUGGCACUGCAGGACCACAGUGCUAUUGGCUCCAUAAAGUUGGUGUUCAUAUUCGCAUUGUGGGCUCUAUUCACAGUCUCUAUUCUGGUGGUGAUGGAGGGACUCUCAGCAUUCUUACACUGCUUACGACUGCACUGGGUGGAGUUUAUGAGCAAGUUCUACAUCGGUGGCGGUUGGCCAUUUCGUCCAUUUUCCUUCAAAGUUAUAUUAACUGCCGAGAUCGACAAGCCGGAGCCUGGAUGCAGGAAGCUUCUUUCGCCAGAUUAAUAUAAUUAUACUUAUUUAACAAUUUGGCUCCAACAGUACACUCCUAUAUUGAUUUCUUCCUACGCAUUAACUAAGUUGGCAAUACUUCGAUACCGGUUCGCUUGUUUCAUCAAAAUCGAUCACAGGGUGUCGAAAAUCCGUUUGUUGUAUUAGGCUACGUUCAGAUGUCAAGCGCACAAUGCGCAUUUUGAUAACGGGCGUUUACAACGACAUACAUUUUAUUCAGGCUGUCCACAUUCUAUAAAAUCUAUUAGUUGUAAACGCGCGUUGUGCGCUUGUCAUCUGCCUCUGCAUUUGUAGCCUUAGUAUAACUAUAUAUUUGUUCCCAAGAUUGUUUUUUUUUAUAAUGUUAAAUGCUUUAAUGAUUUUAUUACGAUAACGAUAACUUUAUAGUUAAUAUUAUUAUAUUCUUAAUUUUA